AUACACAACUCCACGUAAAACUCCGUCACGCUAGCUUUCAUCAUGGGCUUUUCCUCGGCCCAUUAAUAGAUUUUGCAACACACGUUUACAGUCAAAUCGGAGCCGAGAUGGACGGCGACCGGCGACACCUCCUCCUCUGGUUCUUCGCCGCAGCGACCGCAGUGAAGCUCCUCCUAAUCCCGUCGUACAGAAGCACCGACUUCGAGGUCCACCGCAACUGGCUCGCGAUCACACACUCUCUCCCUCUCUCCGAAUGGUACUUCGACGAGACCAGCCAAUGGACGCUCGACUACCCUCCUUUCUUCGCCUACUUCGAGCGCUUCCUCUCCUUCUUCGCUCGUCUCCUCGAUCCCAAGAUCGUGGAUCUUCACAAAGGUCUCGAUUACAGCGCAGACUCCGUCGUCUACUUCCAGCGCAUCACCGUUAUCUUCUCCGAUCUCUCUCUCCUCCUCGGUGUUUACAGAUUGACUCGAAAGGUUGAGACUUUGAAGCGGAACCUGAUCUGUGUUCUGGUGGUUUGGUCUCCGGGGCUGUUGAUGGUUGAUCACGUUCAUUUUCAGUACAAUGGGUUCUUGCUUGGUUGGUUGUUGCUGUCGGUUUCGUUUCUGCAAGAUGGGAGAGAUCUGAUUGGUGGGUUUCUCUUCGCUGUUGUGUUGUGUUUCAAGCAUUUGUUCGCUGUCGCUGCUCCGGUUUACUUCGUUUAUCUCCUUAGGCAUUACUGCUGGGCCGGUUUAGCUACCGGUUUGCGACGGCUUGUGGCUCUUGGUUCGGUUGUUGUGGCGGUUUUCGCCGCAGCUUUUGGACCGUUUAUAUACAAUGGACAGAUACAGCAAGUGAUAAGUAGAAUGUUUCCUUUUGGGAGAGGGUUGUGUCAUGCUUACUGGGCACCUAACUUUUGGGUUUUCUAUAUAAUACUCGAUAAAGGUCUUGCCUUUACGCUGCGGAAGCUCGGGUUCGACGUUCAGGUUCCUUCGGCUUCUUUCACUGGAGGUUUAGUUGGGGACUCUUCACCGUUUGCUGUUCUCCCUCAGAUCACUCCAUUGACAACGUUUGUGAUGGUGUUACUUGCCAUUACUCCGUGUCUGAUCAAAGCUUGGAAGAAACCGCAACCCGGGCUUGUGGGUAGGUGGAUUGCUUAUGCAUAUACAUGCGGGUUUUUGUUUGGAUGGCAUGUACAUGAGAAAGCGUCGCUUCACUUCACUAUCCCACUAGCAAUUGUUGCAGUGCAGAGUUUAGAAGAUGCUAAACACUACUUCUUGGUUUCCAUAGUGUAUUGCUACUCGCUCUUUCCACUCUUAUAUGAGCCGCAGGAGUAUCCAAUCAAAGUUCUGUUGCUGUUGUUGCACUCCAUGGUAAUGUGGCUAGGCUUUACGGCUCUAUACUCUGACGAGAAGGCGUUGAAGGAGAAGGAGGGUGGUGAAAGCAAGAGCAAGUUUGAGAUUGGAUGUAUUGAGAAGGGUUACCUGAUAGGUUUGGUUCUAGUAGAGAUAGUGUCUCAGUUCUUGCAUCCUUAUUUUCUAGGUGACAGAUAUGCAUUUAUGCCUUUGAUGUUGAUCUCGACCUACUGUGCCGUUGGUAUCAUGUACUCUUGGAUUUGGCAGCUUCUUAAGAUCCUGACAUGACUUAGAUUUUUGGUUACUUGAGGAGUUUGAUUCUAAUACUAUGUUUAAUCAUGUAGUUUUCUGUAUUGUUCUCAUCAUGAACUUGUGAUUUUGUUUUAUUUCAUAAUCCUUAAAUAUGUGAAAGCAUAUCCCUAAUCUA
Molecule: messenger RNA, 1761 nt
Organism: Brassica rapa (field mustard)
Lineage: Eukaryota; Viridiplantae; Streptophyta; Magnoliopsida; Brassicales; Brassicaceae
Product: probable dolichyl pyrophosphate Glc1Man9GlcNAc2 alpha-1,3-glucosyltransferase
Biological process (GO): protein N-linked glycosylation; dolichol-linked oligosaccharide biosynthetic process
Cellular component (GO): endoplasmic reticulum membrane
Molecular function (GO): dolichyl pyrophosphate Glc1Man9GlcNAc2 alpha-1,3-glucosyltransferase activity
Source: RefSeq, a predicted model, not a curated record